AGCAGAAUCCAGUGUCGACAUCAACAUGAAGGUGUUCCUAACUAUCCUGGCUCUGGCCGUGGCCUCGGCCGCCGCCUUCGACGAGAAGGUCUUCGUGAAGGACCUGCCCAAGCCCAUGAAGAUCGAGGGUCGUAUCACGAACGGAUACGCCGCCCCCGAGGGCAAGGCCCCCUACACCGUCGGUCUCGGCUUCAGCGGAGGCUGGUGGUGCGGCGGCUCCAUCAUCGGAAACACCUGGGUCCUGACCGCCGAGCACUGCAUCGGAGACGCCGGCUCCGUGACCGUCUACUUCGGAGCCACCUGGCGCACCAACGCCCAGUACACGCACACCGUGGGCAACGGCGACUUCAUCAAGCACUCCAACGCCGACAUCGCCCUGAUCCGCAUCCCCCACGUGGACUUCUGGCACAUGGUCAACAAGGUGGAGCUGCCCAGCUACAACGACCGCUACAACAACUACAACGAGUGGUGGGCCGUGGCCUGCGGAUGGGGCGGCACCUACGACGGCAGCCCGCUGCCCGACUGGCUGCAGUGCGUCGACCUGCAGAUCGUCCACAACGACGAGUGCGGCUGGACCUACGGCAGCGUUGGCGACAACGUCAUCUGCACCCGCACCGUCGACGGCAAGUCCAUCUGCGGAGGAGACUCCGGCGGUCCCCUGGUCACACACGACGGCAGCAAGCUGGUCGGCGUCAGCAACUUCGUCUCCAGCAACGGCUGCCAGUCGGGAGCUCCUGCUGGCUUCCAGCGCGUCACCUACCACUUGGACUGGAUCCGUGACCACACUGGCAUCUCUUACUAAUUUCCUAAAGUAAAAUGAUUAUUUGAAAAGUAA
Drosophila kikkawai is the source of this 835-nucleotide messenger RNA. Its product is annotated as serine protease 1. Gene Ontology annotation, molecular function: serine-type endopeptidase activity. Gene Ontology annotation, biological process: proteolysis. The record is from RefSeq and is a predicted model, not a curated record. NCBI's taxonomy places the organism in Eukaryota, Metazoa, Arthropoda, Insecta, Diptera, Drosophilidae.